Molecule: messenger RNA, 1890 nt
Organism: Hippoglossus stenolepis (Pacific halibut)
Lineage: Eukaryota; Metazoa; Chordata; Actinopteri; Pleuronectiformes; Pleuronectidae
Gene: prpf18
Product: PRP18 pre-mRNA processing factor 18 homolog (yeast)
Exons: 11
Coding region: 119-1174 (351 amino acids)
Biological process (GO): RNA splicing; generation of catalytic spliceosome for second transesterification step
Cellular component (GO): U4/U6 x U5 tri-snRNP complex; U5 snRNP; U2-type post-spliceosomal complex
Source: RefSeq, a predicted model, not a curated record
CAGGGGGUUUGAGGUGUACUUCCGGUGUAAAUGUGUCGUCGCUAGCACCGCAGCUACUGUUUGUUCCAGCGGUUCUUUGUGGAAAUAGAGAAGUAACGACCGACAUCACAGUUCAGACAUGGAUAUACUGAAAGCUGAAAUCGCAAGGAAGAGGAAACUCCUCGAAGAAAACCAGCUCGUUGACGACUCCAAAAGGUACUUCAAGAGGUCGGAUCUUGCUCGGAAGGAACAAGAAGAUUACUUCAAAAGAUGUGGAUAUAAGGUUCAGAGAGAGACUCCCGAGAGCCAGAUUGAUAAGGAUAAGGAGGAAGAUGAGCCAUCCAGCCCAGCAACCCCAGUUUUAGAAAUGGAGCUAACAGAAGAGAAGCUGCCGAUGACACUGUCACGACAGGAGGUAAUUCGCCGGCUCAGAGAAAGAGGUGAACCAAUUCGAAUGUUUGCAGAGUCUGACUACGAUGCCUUCCAGAGACUCAGGAAGAUUGAGAUUCUGACCCCAGAAGUGAACAAGGGCUUGAGGAACGAUUUGAAAGCAGCCAUGGACAAGAUCGACCUGCAGUACCUGAAUGAGGUUGUUGGAGGGACAGAGGCAGGAGAAGUGGACACACAGCAUGACCUGAAAGUACAUGAGGAAAACACCACUAUAGAAGAACUGGAGGCUCUUGGUAAGACUCUGGGAACCGGAGACGAUCUUGGAGACCAGGAACUUAUUGACAAGUUUUUGAGGUUUCUUCUUGGAGUUUGGGCCAAGGAUCUGAACAAACGAGAAGACCACGUGAAGCGCAGUGUUCAGGGCAAGCUGGCCAGUGCAACCCACUCACAGACGGAGUCUUAUCUCAAGCCUCUCUUCAGGAAACUCAGGAAGAAGAAUUUACCCGCUGACAUCAAAGAGUCAAUCACAGACAUCAUUAAAUUCAUGUUGGAGCGAGAAUACGUCAAGGCAAAUGAUGCCUAUCUGCAGAUGGCCAUCGGAAAUGCGCCCUGGCCUAUUGGUGUGACCAUGGUGGGUAUCCACGCCCGUACUGGACGAGAAAAGAUUUUCUCCAAGCACGUGGCGCACGUUCUCAACGAUGAGACGCAAAGAAAAUACAUUCAGGGACUGAAGAGGCUGAUGACCAUCUGCCAGAAACACUUCACCACUGUUCCAUCAAAGUGUGUAGAGUACAAUGCUCUUUAACUUGUACGAAGCACGUCUGUAACAGGUCUAUUGUAUCACUGUCCGAAGUGGUAAUUUUUCACUGCAGCUCAGUUAGGGGUUCUGGCCUGAUUGAAGUGUUGUUGAGGCAGAACCUUGUAUAUCAGAGGCUUUCAAGUGCAUAUGCAUUUCACAGGAAAAGUGUGUAAUUUAAAUAGAACUGUAAUAUACAGUCAUAAAGAUUCAGACUCCUUUUCCAGUAGUUCACUUGAAGAACUUGUCAGAUUACAUGGAAAAGAUUUAACACCCCUGGACUCUAUUUAGAUUUGUCCUCGUGAACUACUGGAAAAGCUGGUGUACAUGUCAUGCCAAUGAAGUCAUCAGUCCUCCUGGGAACAUGUAUGUUUAUGUCUGAGGAGCCGGAACCAUUUCUGAAGAACUAUUAAAAUGUAAAGGGGUUAAUUUUAUUUACUGCUCUUGCUUUCGGCUUUAACAUGAUAAUACUUUUACUACAGAUUUUUCAAAGGUUUGUUUUCAUGAUGUUGUAAAAGUGAAGUGUCAUUUGCCAGGGUAGCUCCUGUAGUGCAAGUUUUAUAACACCUGAGAUAGUACAGUUCUUAACACUUAGUUGUCAUGCUAUCUCCACUGCAGUCAAUUCUAUGUGCGUGUUUGAGUUGUCAUGUUUUCAGCUGAUAAUGAAACCUAUCCAUGUGUGUCUAUACAAUCUCUGUGAGAAAAUAAAGUCUUGUCAAAUACCA